CAGAUCGGUUCUGUUAUUGUUGCCCGCACUCCACGAGAGUUUGGAUUCUAACACUGAGAGCCCGUGGGCGGAAGUCGCAGGGGCACUGUGUGUCCUGUGCAGAGUUCUCUGCGGUGUUGUGAGAGGUUCUGAGGACGGGCUGAGCGUCAUAUCACUGCAGAGCCUCAGUGCCCAUGGUACACACACACCUGCGCCCUCACUGUGGCAACAACGAGGUUAAUUCCUCAUCUCCUCACAAGUCAAAGGCCGAAGGCAGGCCACAUCAGCCAGGCUGUGGGAUUUUCCUACCUCACCACAGCUGGCCUCUCUGCUCAGCUGCUCUCCUGGGAACCCUAGCCACUCACCCAGCUUCCAGUUUCUGAGAAAAUUGCGUCAGCCAGCAAAGAGGCAAGAGAGGAAGCAUACCUGCUGACAUGAAAUUGUCUCAGAAGCCCCAGAGACUGCACCCACAGGAGCAAGAAGGGUCCUGUGAGAGAUUGGUGUCCUUUGAGGAUGUGACUGUGGACUUCAGCCAGGAGGAGUGGCGACGCCUGAACCCCGCCCAGAGACUUCUGUACCAGGACGUGAUGCUGGAGAUCUACAGCCACCUCUUGGCAGUGGGCUACCCUGUUCCUAGCCCUGGGGCCAUCUUCAGGAUAAAGAAAAGAAAGGAGGCACAGACGGGAGAGGCCAAGUUCCCACAUCGUUGUUGGUGUCAAGAAGUGGAAUCAGAGUCUUACACUCCUCAACAGAAAGUGUCUGAGAAGGCAGCAUUUCAAACUAGUAAGGCAAGUGCAGUCACAAGGCAUGGCUUGUGGUGCUCGACUUUAGAAGAACUGUGGCAAGAUCCUGACCCUGCGCAAAGAGAUCGGCAACACCAGAUCCUACCCUGGAGUCCUCGUGUUUGCCUUAACAAGAAAAUACAGAGAGCAGAUAGAGACUGUAGAUGUAAAGAGCCCAGGGGAACCACUCCCUUCGUAGCUAACCUUAUUUCUACACAAAAGGGAGCUCCAAAGUUACUUGCAAAACAUUUGAAUCCUAACCUUGAAGCAAAUGGUGAAGAACAAGACAAUGUCACAAAACAGCUUAAUGAUAUUGUUAUAGCUGCUCACCUCCUCACGCAAGACUCUUGUAAUGCUAACUGUACAAUUCUUGGUGAAGGCUGGAAUCCAUCCAAAGGUAACCAGUGCAGGAAAGUUCCCACCCAUAAACAACAACUUACAGAGAAAGGAGUUCAUUCUCGUGAGAAACUAGAUGAAGGCACGGAAUGUAAAGUCUUCUAUGAUGAGUCUGCUUUCUGUAAACACCAGGCAGCUCACGCUGGAGAAGGACCUUUUGUCUGUCACAAGUGUGGGGAAGCCUUCCUCCAGAAGACAGAAUUUGCCUCCCAUCAAGAAACUCACCCAGAGAAACCUUACGAGUGUCCCGACUGUGGGAAAUCGUUUAGUCGAACGUCCAACCUGCAGGUUCACCAUCGAAUUCACACUGGAGAGAAACCUUAUGAGUGUCGUGACUGUGGCAAAUCAUUCAAUAAUACAUCCCAACUGAAGGUACAUUAUCGGAUACAUACAGGGGAGAGACCUUACGUGUGUCCCGUAUGUGGGAAGGCCUUCAAGCAGAAGUCAAUCCUCAGCACGCAUGAGACAAUUCACACUGGGGAGAAGCCUUACAAGUGUACCGUUUGUGGGAAACUGUUCAGCUGUACGUCCCGACUGAAAGUGCACUAUCAGAUUCAUGUGAAGGAGAAACCUUAUGAAUGCGGUGACUGUGGGAAAGCCUUCAAGCGAAAGUCAAGCCUCACCGUUCACCAGAAGCUCCAUAUCAGACAAACACACCACGUGUGCAGCGAGUGUGGGAAAACGUUCAACCAGAAGUCAGAGCUCAGCACUCACCAGAGACUUCACCUGGGCAAGAAUUCUCACAGAUGCAGUGACUGUGGGAAGUCAUUCACUUACGCAUCCCAACUGAAGAUGCAUCAUCGGGUUCACACGGGGGAGAAGCCCUACAAGUGCCGGGACUGUGGGAAAUCCUUUACGUACUCAUUCACACUGAAUGUGCACCACCGAAUUCACAAGGUGGAGAAGCCACACAAGUGCAGCGUCUGUGGGAAAGCCUUGGCGUCUAAAUACCAACUGGAAGAGCAUGAGCGAAUUCACACAGGAGAGAAACCUUAUGUGUGUACUGAAUGUGGAAAAGGCUUCCAUGGUAGGUCAGGUUUCCUAAGACAUCAGAUAACUCACACUAGGGAUAAACCUUUUGUCUGUCAUAAAUGUGGGAAGGCCUUCUUUCAGAGAUCUCAGUUGACAUCUCAUCAGCAAACUCACACAGGAGAGAAGCCUUAUAAGUGUCAUUACUGCGGGAAAUCAUUCAGUCACACAUCCCAACUGACGGUCCAUCAUCGAAUUCACACAGGGGAGAGACCUUACAAAUGCAACUACUGUGGGAAGUCAUUCAGUAAUUCCUCCCAACUGAAAGAGCAUCUCCGAAUUCAUACCGGGGAGACACCUUAUGCAUGUUCUGAAUGUGGGAAGGCCUUCAGCCGACGAUCGUCCCUCAAUCUACACACAAAAAUUCAUACUGGAGAAAAACACCAUAUAUGUAGUGAGUGUGGGAAAGCCUUUAGUCAGAAAUCAGUACUGCGGACACAUCAGAGAAUACACACUGGGGAAAAGCCUUACAAAUGCAGUGUCUGUGGGAAGGCCCUGGCUUCAAAGGGCCAACUUCGAGACCAUCAGCGGAUUCACACUGGUGAGAAACCCUACGUGUGCCCUGAAUGUGGGAAGGGUUUCUUUGGCAGGUCAUCUUUGCAUAGACAUCAGAUAACUCACACUAAGGAGAGACCUUUUGUCUGUCAAAAAUGUGGGAAGACCUUCAUCCAGAAGUCAGCACUGACGUCCCAUCAGCAAAUUCACACGGGCGAGAAGCCCUAUGUGUGCCCUGAAUGUGGGAAGGGCUUCUACAAUAAGUCAUCUUUACCUAGACAUCAGAUGACUCACACUAGGGGGAGAUCUUUUGUCUGUCAAAAGUGUGGGAAGGCAUUCCUCCAGAAGUCUGUGUUGAAAUGCCAUCAGCGGACUCACACUUGCAAGAAGCCUUAGGAAUGCCAUAGGAAAUUGUUCAUAACACAAUGCACUGAAGGGCCCUCAUCAUCCCUACAUAGAAAUGCAGAGAGCAUCCCAGCUGGAUGUGCAGCCCUGGGUCUAGACUGGAGAGAGACACUACUGUGUCCUGAGUGUUAAAAGGCUUUGAACAGCAUGUCAGAUUAUAAUAAAUAGCAAGCAGCUCAUACCAGACACAGUUCUUUUUAGGCUCAGUUUUUGUGUGAAGCACAUUUCCUCAUAGUCUAUAAACAUAUCCUUAGCUGAAGUAUAAUCUUUAAAUUACUUGAAGAGAAUGUUUUAAAAGAAUUUAUUGGGGCUGGAGAGAUGGCUUAAGAGCACCGACUGCUCUCCCAGAGGUCCUGAGUUCAAUUCCCAGCAACCUCAUGGUGGCUCACAACCAUCUGUAAUGGGAUGGGAUGCCCUCUUCUGGUGUGUCUGAAGACAGCGAUAGUGUACUCACAUACAUGAAAUAAACCUUUUUUUUAAAA
Molecule: messenger RNA, 3568 nt
Organism: Mus pahari (shrew mouse)
Lineage: Eukaryota; Metazoa; Chordata; Mammalia; Rodentia; Muridae
Product: zinc finger protein 585B-like
Exons: 6
Coding region: 414-3077 (887 amino acids)
Biological process (GO): regulation of DNA-templated transcription
Source: RefSeq, a predicted model, not a curated record